Molecule: messenger RNA, 1594 nt
Organism: Benincasa hispida (wax gourd)
Lineage: Eukaryota; Viridiplantae; Streptophyta; Magnoliopsida; Cucurbitales; Cucurbitaceae
Product: serine carboxypeptidase-like 1
Biological process (GO): secondary metabolic process; proteolysis
Molecular function (GO): serine-type carboxypeptidase activity; acyltransferase activity, transferring groups other than amino-acyl groups
Source: RefSeq, a predicted model, not a curated record
UGCUAAUUCCCAUUAAUUUCCUCCAAAUGGCCAUUCUUGUUUUCCGGUUCUCUAUUCUCUCCGUUUUUCUUUUUCAAGUACUCUCCGUCGCCGCCUCCAUUGGCUCUUCGUCGACGGUGAAGUUUCUUCCCGGAUUUUCGGGUCCUCUCCCUUUCGUGCUUGAAACUGGAUACGUAGGAGUUGGAGAAAAAGAGGAAGUGCAAUUGUUUUACUAUUUUGUAAAAUCAGAAGGAAAUCCUGAAAAAGAUCCUCUCAUUUUGUGGCACACCGGCGGCCCCGGUUGCUCCGGUUUAUCUGGACUCGCAUUUGAAAUUGGUCCUCUGAAUUUCAAGGAACAGCGAUACAACGGAAGUCUUCCUCAACUAAUUUUGAACCCCUUUUCAUGGACCAAGAAUUCUAGUAUAAUAUUUCUAGAUUUGCCGGUGGGUACUGGAUUUUCGUAUGGUAAAACUUCCGAAGCUCUCAGGACAGGAGAUUUUGGUCAAGUUCAAACUUCUCAUCAAUUUUUGAAAAAGUGGUUGACUGAUUAUCAUCCAGAAUUCAUAUCUAAUCCAUUCUACGUUGGUGGAGAUUCAUAUACUGGUCUUAUUGUUCCUAUUGUUACUCAUGAAAUAUUAGAAGGAAACAAACAUCUUUUGCCAUUCGUAAAUCUUCAGGGAUACAUAUUGGGAAAUCCCAUCACUAUCCGUAAUUCAAAUAAAAAUUUUGCAAUCCCUUUUGCUCAUAGAAUGGCACUCAUUUCUGAUGAAUUAUUCGAGUCAUUAACGACUAGUUGCAAAGGAGAGUAUGUGAACAUCCAUCCUACUAAUGAGGACUGCUUAAGACAUUAUGAUACCUACGAAAAGAGUGUUUCAGAAAUUUUCGAUGGGAAUAUUUUGUUGCCGAAAUGUCCCUCAGUUUCUUCGAAAUUACAAGAUGUAUCUGCUCGAAGAUCUCUCUACAAAACUCCCAAAGUACUCCAUGAUCUAAAGCCACCAUUUCCAACUCUUGCCUGUCCUACGUAUAAAUACUUACUUUCUUAUUAUUGGGCCAACGACAAUCAAGUUCGAAAAGCGCUUCGUAUCCAAGAGGGAAGCAUUGGAGAAUGGAUAAGAUGUCAGUAUGGAGAUGAUUACAGUUUUGAUAUUGAUAGUUCUUUUCCUUAUCAUGUGAACCUCAGCUCUAAAGGUUAUCGAUCUCUAAUCUAUAGUGGAGAUCAUGACAUGGUAGUGCCACAUUUAGACACUCAAGCAUGGAUUAAAUCUUUAAACUAUUCUAUUGUCGAUGAUUGGAGGCCAUGGUUCAUCAUGGAUCAAGUAGCCGGAUACACGAGAACCUAUGCAAAUAAGAUGACAUUUGCAACAAUAAAGGGUGGAGGACACACGGCAGAAUACACACAAAAAGAAUGUAGCGUAGUUUUCAAUAGAUGGAUAAGUAAUAAAUCAUUGUAAACAAAAUUGAUUGUAUUAUAAAUAUUAUAAUAAUAGAUGUCAAUUAGAUGUUCAUACUUAGUGUCUAUUGACUAUGUGUCAUAUCCCCAUUUUUUAAGUGUUGUCCCUGUAUCUCAACAUUACACAUUAUUAGUGUCUAUAUAAUCCAUCUCCUACUUGUCAAA